This is a messenger RNA of Tribolium castaneum (red flour beetle), 2636 nucleotides long. Its product is annotated as N-myc protein. Gene Ontology annotation, molecular function: DNA-binding transcription factor activity, RNA polymerase II-specific; RNA polymerase II cis-regulatory region sequence-specific DNA binding; protein dimerization activity. The coding region runs from base 385 to 1578 and encodes 397 amino acids. The transcript has 3 exons. NCBI's taxonomy places the organism in Eukaryota, Metazoa, Arthropoda, Insecta, Coleoptera, Tenebrionidae. The record is from RefSeq and is a predicted model, not a curated record. Gene Ontology annotation, biological process: regulation of transcription by RNA polymerase II.
GGCUCGAUGCCGGGGCGUGCAAUGUGCUCAAUUCUUCCUUCAAGUCAGUAUUUGUUGGGCCGUUCAAGCUCUCAGGCGUUCAGGUCUCUCCAAGAGAUAUUUUUCAUAAGCAUGUAUACAAAGUUGGUCAUAGAGAUUAAGGAGAGUGGUUUUAUUAACAACGUGUGUCUCAUAUUUUCGUCGAUCGCUUUUGUGUUACAUACACCGUGUGUCCGAAAAAAACUGUAAAAACUGUACGAGAAGUGCUUUACUGAAUACCUCGUAGCUUUAAGCAGCUGCCGUCUCGGCGGGAGCCUCAAGUCAGGGCAAAAUUGUGAUAUUAGUGAUAGUGACGUAAAAUAGUAAUUAGUUAAAGAAAGUAGACGAAAAAAAAUCCGAGAACCCAUGGAUGAAUUUAAAAUCGAGUUCGACGCGACGUUAACCGACGACUAUCUCCUGUCGGACGACAUCUGGAAGCAGUUCCAAAUCGAAGAACUGCAACCGUUCUCGUCGUCGUUUGACUGCUCAACGACCUGUUCCUUCCUCUGCGAUGAGAAGAACUGUCAAGUCAAAUACGACUGCAUGUGGAACGGCCACUGCAAAGGCGCCCACGGAAAUCGAAGCUGUAAUAGUAAGACAACACCUGGCGAUGUGAAGCCACCUGUCGUGCAGGUGCCCCAGCAGAGCCUCCUCAAGCCAGACCUCAAAAUAAGCGUGGAUCCCAACACCGUGGUGCCCAUGAUGCCCUCCUUGCACUACUCGAUUCAGACGCCGCCGAUUUCCGACGAUGAGGACACUAAACCCACGCAAAUUCUGCAGAGCUUGCAAUCGGCACUCUCUGAGAACGAGUUGGACGAUGCCGAUCUGUCCGAUUAUUUCAAAGACGACGACGCCUGGGGUUUCUUCGACGAUGGUUUAGACGAGGAAGAGGAGGAGGAGGAAGAGGAAGAAGAUGAAAUCGAUGAAGAACGGAGAAAACACGAAAAUGACAUGAGGGCCUUCUACGCCGCCACCGAUCACAGCUACCACAAGGGGACGGCGCCAGUGCAUUCCGGCAGUUUGGGCAUCGACACGCCCUCUGAUUCCGAAGAAGAAGAGAUCGAUGUGGUGUCCCUCGAGAAGAAGCCCCCCGGUGGGGCCCUGCCCACCAACCCCUCGACUAAAGACCGCCGCCAGAUCCAGCGCACGAUGCAGAGCCGCUUCCCCCAGGGCCUCAAGACCAUCAUGCCGGUGCGUCAGCCCCCCAAGAAAGCCCCCCGACGAGUCAAGCAGAGCCGGCAGUACAAGCGCCGCCUGAACUACAGCAGCGACAGCGAACCCGAACCGUCGGAAAAACGCCACUUGCAUAACAACAUGGAGAGACAGCGGCGAAUCGAUUUACGGAACCUUUUCAACGAUUUGAAGAAAUUGAUUCCCGAUAUCAGCAAGAAGCAGAGAGCUGCCAAAGUGCUCAUUUUGCGGGGGGCUGCCCAAUAUUGUCGAGAUCUGCAAAGCACCCACGAGGCGCUGGCGAGGCGAACCGAGGCGCUGAAGCAACAGCAGGCCCGGUAUAGGGCGCAUUUGGCCAAGUUGCGGCGAGAUUGCGCCGCCAAACGCUAACUUAUUCGAAUAGGUAAUAGCGCAGCCCCCUUGAAGGACAGGAAACUUUGUUGCAACAUUUUCGAGGUUAGCGCAAUUUUCAAGUGACAAACGUCAACUGAACAGACUUGUCUGUCCGGCAAGGGGGCUGUGGGUAAUAUUAACUGUGAUUUAUCAACGUUGUUUUGUUUAUUACUGGCGGGGGUUUUGAUUAGUUGCCCCGCCAACUAGGGGUAGGAUGAAUUUUGUGCUUGUUAUUUUUAUUUACCCGAUUAGGAAAUAUUGUUCAUUUGCAAUAAGGCAUGCAUGUUUUCUAGUUUGUGAUGAUUUGAAUUUGUUUGUGAUACAAUGCUCUGAUCUAUUUGUAAGAAAUCGGUGUUUCAGUUUUGUUUUUCAUUUUUCCAAGAGUUGAUUUAGUCGAGCAAUAAUCACACGCAAAUUGCUCCUCGAUUGUACAUUAUUUAUUUUAAGUCUUUAUUUUAACAGUUUUUAUAUUAUUAUAUGUUAUGUUUGUCGAGGGAUAAGGAAAAUUUUUUCAAGGACAAUAUUUUUGUUUGACGGGGCCCACUAGUUUCCAGCCUCCUCUUUUUAUCGAUCAAAAUUUACGAUUCUGUGGCCAUUGAGUGCCUUCCUAAUCGAAUGACAGUGGAAUUUGUAAAAAUUGGUUAAUAGGCGAGGUUCGGUUCGGUUCACGCGCUACAUGUUUUGUGAUAGUAGAUCAUAAGUUUGUUUAGUUUCGUGGGCUCCUGUAGAAUCAAUUCACAGUGUGUAUAUUAUGUGUGUAUUUUAUAGCGGUUUUUUAUGUCAUUGAUUUGUAUAUAUUGUCCAUUUUUAGUCUUCCUGAAGCGCGUCUGCUCUGAUAGUAGUCGUAAGAUCAAGAGAAUUGUUGUGUUCAUGAUAUUUUACAGUAUUUUAUACUUUUGAUAAAUACGAAAUUAAACGCAAAAAAAUGAGAAAAAAAUAAAAGAAAACACAAAAAAAUUGCUUUGCGAUGUUCGGUUUUUACUGCCAUUUUCUGCAAAGUUCAUGUACCUGUGAUGUAAACCUCGCUGUUGACCAAAUAUAUAGUUUAAAAAGUU